AUGUCGUCAGGUAUCGGCUCGCUCUUCUCCUCGCUCUUCCUAUACCUUCGAUCGCUUCUGUUCUCAAAACACCUCGAGAUAUGCGUAGUCGGACUGCAAGCGGCGGGCAAGACCUCGCUGGUCAACCUGCUCUCUUCGGGCCAGUUCGCGGACGAGAUGGUCCCGACCGUCGGCUUCAACAUGCGUAAAGUACGUUCGGGCAACACCACUAUCAAGGUGUGGGAUAUCGGUGGACAGCCAAGAUUCCGCAGCAUGUGGGAGAGGUAUUGCAGAGGCGUGUCUGCCAUCGUCUUUGUCAUCGACUCGUCAGUACCGCUUCCGAGCGCCAAGAGCGAGUCAGGAUCCACUUCCACCAUCACACAAGCGCCAACCAGCACAAAGUCCGCAUCCGCCCCUGCACCGGCAGCGUCCACAACAGCACCCAAGAAGGAGGAUCCUGCAUCCGCAUCCGCAUCUGCUCUGGCAGCUGGAUCCAGCACACAGAGCCCAUCAGCAUGGGCCGUGGCGACGGAAGAAUUGCACGCGCUCAUUGAGCGACCGCACCUUGCAGGUGUACCGCUGCUCGUAUUGGCCACCAAGAACGACAUCAAGGGCGCAGCGAGGGUCGACGACGUCAUUAAUAUCAUGAAGCUCGACACCAUUGCGAAUCGCGAGGUGAGCUGCUAUAGCAUCAGCAGCAAGAACCAGGUCAACAUUGAUGUUACGCUGAAAUGGCUCGUGGCGAGGAGUCCGGUAGGCAAGUAG
Messenger RNA from Kalmanozyma brasiliensis GHG001, 744 nucleotides. Its product is annotated as Small GTPase superfamily, ARF/SAR type. The transcript has a single exon. Gene Ontology annotation, molecular function: GTP binding; GTPase activity. The coding region runs from base 1 to 744 and encodes 247 amino acids. Gene Ontology annotation, biological process: protein transport. The record is from RefSeq and is a predicted model, not a curated record. Gene Ontology annotation, cellular component: lysosomal membrane. NCBI's taxonomy places the organism in Eukaryota, Fungi, Basidiomycota, Ustilaginomycetes, Ustilaginales.